AUGCUCAAUGGCACUGCAUCUGAAGUGCCCAACAACAGCAGUGCCUUUGCAGGGAACUCUACAACUGGCGGUGUCGUGCCGAGCAUUCUCCAUGGUACCAUGUCUAUGGUAGAGAAUAAGAGCAGUGCCUUUGCAGGGAACACUACAACUGGCGGUGCCGUGCCGAGCAUUCUACAUGGUUCUACGUCUGUGGUCCAGAUGAACAGCAGUGUUGCGGCGUNUGUGGUCCAGAUCAACAGCAGUGUUCCGGCGUGUAACUCCAGAGGUGAUGAUAAUGAUGAGAAAUCCUUAUUUAACACUUCAAUUAUUCAUGGAAAACAUGUGAACCUAUCUGAAAUUCUUUCUGCAAGUCGUGCUGCUGAAUGUAGCACUCUUCAAGGUACAGUUGAAAAUCUGCCCAAAUCAUCUGUUAGUGAUCAGGUUGGCGGAUCUACAGUUAGAGAUGAAAGGGAAGUAUCUUUUGUUGAUCAAUCUGGUGAUAUUGCUCUCUCUGCUCCACCAACACGCAAUGGCCGUGGUUGUAAUCCUCGUCGUGUGUUACCACAGCAGAAACAGGAGGAUGUUGUAACUGGCACUUCGGAUUAUGCUAGAGAGUUGAGGCAACGGGCUCGAACAUGU
Messenger RNA from Trypanosoma theileri, 618 nucleotides. RefSeq lists its product as uncharacterized. NCBI's taxonomy places the organism in Eukaryota, Euglenozoa, Kinetoplastea, Trypanosomatida, Trypanosomatidae. The annotation marks the transcript as partial. The record is from RefSeq and is a predicted model, not a curated record. The transcript has a single exon.